CGGGUUUUUUUUGCGCAUGUGUGUAAGUGUGUGUUUCCCCUAAAGCUUUUUAUUGCCAUGUCAUUGUUUUUUUUCUCUUUUGGCCUCUUUAAGGGUUCUUCUGUAUUUCAACUUGACCUUGGACUCCUGCAGCCGCGUCCUGGCCACCAAAUGGUAGGUUAUUGCCCUUUUACCAUUGCUAAAAGGAUGUGGGCUUUGAAACUCUUCGGAGCGCACAACACUAAUGUUGGGUUCGAUUCUUUUAAUUAAGGUGUGCAAAAAAAAAAAUGUUUGCUUUGAAACUAUUAAAGCACGUGGACCUGUGCAUAAAUUAUACAAAUGAACGUAUAAAAAUAAGAUGGCGGGGAAAUAUGUUUUGUUGCUGCAUGCAUUAUCUCCUGCAGACCUUUAUCAGCGGCUUUCCAUGUCACGUGAUCGUCCCGGGCCAAUAACAUCAGGGCGGUUCGGUCCACUGUAGUUGGUAAGGUUAUAUGCUGCCACGGAGUCCGUGUCUUAGGCGCGUUCAGCCGAGUGGGGGUGGGGGGUGUUUUGGGCUCCACGCGCGUGUGGUGGACAUGCUAUGACCACGUCGCUGCUGCUGCUGUACUCGCACUGGGUCGAGCCGGGGGUGUUCGUGUGGACAAACAUGGACGGCUUCCCGGGGGGCAACUUCGCACCGAGCCAGUGUCGGAAUCUGCUGGCGCAUCCUGCCUCCUACGGCGGCGGCGAGGUGGCCGUGUCCGGUGCGGGGGAGCCGGGGAAGCAAUGCAGCCCGUGUUCCUCCCCCAACGCCUCCUUCCCGUACGGAUACUUGGGCAGCGGCUACUACCCCUGCAGGGUGAGCCACAAGGCCUGCGCGCAGCCGUCUUCGUACGCCGACAAGUGCGUGGACGCGUCCGUGGCCGGCGAGGACUUCUCCAACCGGGCCAAGGAGUUCGCCUUUUACCAGGGUUACUCCCCGGGCCCGUACCAAGGCGGCUACCUGGACGUGCCGGUGGUGCCCGCGCUGAGUGCGCCCUCUGAGGCCAGACAUGAGCCGCUGAUGCCAGUGGAGAGCUACCCGUACCAGCCCUGGUCCAUCACCAACGGCUGGAGCGGCCAAGUGUACUGCAAGGAGCAGGCUCAGGCCAACCCCCUCUGGAAGACCUCCUUGCAAGACAACUCUUCUGGAGGAGGAGACCCCCAACUGCGCCGUGGAAGGAAGAAGCGUGUUCCUUACACCAAAGUGCAGCUGAAGGAACUAGAGAGAGAAUAUGUCAGCAAUAAAUUCAUCACCAAGGACAAAAGAAGGAGAAUAUCCGCUCAGACAAACCUGACAGAGAGACAAGUGACAAUCUGGUUUCAGAACCGGCGCGUAAAGGAGAAGAAAGUCGUGAAUAAAUUCAAGGGCUCCUGUUAGCUACUCGUCCUGCUUUCCUCUUUCCGAAAGGACACACGGACACGAUGACUUCAUCACAAAUAAAUAUUACUCUGUAAUUUAUUACCUUAACUUUUGUCGCCAGUGUGGCUCCUUUCUGCUGGCCCUCCUCCUGGCGCCUUCUAAUGAAACUGCCCACAAGGAGCAGAACUGCUAGUUGGAGAAAAACGGCAUCAUUCAUUAUUAGGCUUUAAUUUGCUGCCUUUCAAGAAAGUCACCACACACGUGGACAAUAUUGUAUUUACAUGAAAUUAACAUUGUGCAGAUUUAUAUUUAUUUAGUUAAAGAAUCCACCAAUGUAUGCCACAAUUUGUAAACAGUGCCUGUUAUUUUCACUGAUUUAUUUUGUUUUUAGUUUGUUUUGUCAAUGUAAAAAUACAAAUUAUUAUUCUUGUCUUUAAUUUAAAUUGUAAAAAUUACAACUCCCAUGAAUUAAACUUUUUCAAUAAAUCUUUCCGUUUUUGGGA
Molecule: messenger RNA, 1863 nt
Organism: Nerophis ophidion (straightnose pipefish)
Lineage: Eukaryota; Metazoa; Chordata; Actinopteri; Syngnathiformes; Syngnathidae
Gene: hoxa13b
Product: homeobox A13b
Biological process (GO): regulation of transcription by RNA polymerase II
Molecular function (GO): RNA polymerase II cis-regulatory region sequence-specific DNA binding; DNA-binding transcription factor activity, RNA polymerase II-specific
Source: RefSeq, a predicted model, not a curated record